AUGGUUGGUGUUAAUGUUUCAAAAAAGACGAGAUUGUCUGAUUUAAUAAAUUAUCGUGUCAAAGUCAUCACCCUUGAUUCACGUCAAUUUAUUGGUGAACUUUUAUCAUUUGAUAAACAUUAUAAUUUGGUGUUGGCAAAUACAGAAGAAUUUAGACUUACAAAGAAAUCAUUAUUAUCAUUAAAAGAUAGAGCAAGAAAUAAAUCAGAUGAACCUGAAUCAAAUCUAAUACAAGAACAGAAAAGAAUAUUAGGAUUAGUUAUAUUGAGAGGUGAACAUGUGAUAUCUGUUACAAUUGAAGCACCACCUGCAAAUCAAAAAUCAAGAUUAAGCGUGAAGCAAGGUUCUGGUGUUAUAAAACCAUUGAAAAACAACAACACAAAGAGCACUGGCCAAAGUUUGACAGCCCCUGUGCGUACACAAAGUACUCCAGGAUUUUCAGGAGCUCCUAAAGGUUUCAAUCCACCACCAGGGUUCAAGAGAUGA
Hansenula anomala is the source of this 486-nucleotide messenger RNA. It is a transcript of the gene SMB1, whose product is annotated as mRNA splicing protein SMB1. Gene Ontology annotation, molecular function: RNA binding. The transcript is spliced from 3 exons. Gene Ontology annotation, biological process: mRNA splicing, via spliceosome. Gene Ontology annotation, cellular component: U4/U6 x U5 tri-snRNP complex; U1 snRNP; U2-type prespliceosome. Bases 1 to 486 code for a protein of 161 amino acids. The record is from RefSeq and is a predicted model, not a curated record. NCBI's taxonomy places the organism in Eukaryota, Fungi, Ascomycota, Saccharomycetes, Phaffomycetales, Wickerhamomycetaceae.